GCUCAUCGCAGAUCUCAUCUACUGUGCUUGCUUGGGAAACAAAAAGUAUGAUGAGGAAGCAAGAGAGCUGCUGUUUAGACAGAGUACCACAGGAAACAAUGACCGAAGAAAGACUUUUUCAUGACAAAACCCUGAGUAGAUCCCCAGCCAGACCAAAGCCCAUCCCCAAUGGCAACAAGCUCAUGCAACAUAGAGAUCAAAUUCACUCAUCUCCAUCAAAUUCACUUAUUUCUUCUUCCCCUUGGUCUAUUGUAUCUAACGAUGCUUUUAACCAAGACGAGUCUGGAGAAGUCAGCACUCCACUGUCUGAAACAGGAUCCAAUAGUAAGGGUGGCUCGUUUGAAUUUAUGAACUCUCCUCGUACAACAAGAUCUUUUGGUUGCUUCUCUAAUAGUCCAGCUGGUACAAAAGAUCGUGCCAUAGCAGUAGUCCCAACCCCACAUUCCCGUCAAAAGAUAUCUUUAGGCUGGACAACCCCUAGCAAUGAUGCUGCAUCAAUGCCAAUAUCCUCCGCUACUAUCCACAGACCUCAAAAUAUAGACAACCCAAGGCAGGAUAAAACAGGUUCAUAUAAUUCAGACAAGAGUAUCGCAAGUUUUCGAAGCUCACAUCAAAAAUCCACCAGACAAGCACCCGCUCGAUCCGGCAUUGCAAUUGCACGGGCAAAACAAGAAGAGAUGGAGGAAGACGAUGGAUUUCAACUUAUCAGGGCCACUUUUUCAAAUGCUCCUAAAGAAUCAAACUCAAAAAAUGACGCUAGCCUGGAGUGGAUCUCUAGACCACUUACACCUUCUAAAAACUCGCCACAAAAGUACUCUUUUAUAACUACAGCUACAGAUAUACACAUUAAUAACGGAAGUCCAGUAAUCAGUCCCAAAAUAUUAUAUAAGCCGUCCAGAACUUCCAGGCAGAUUUCCUCAUGUGAAACUUCUUGUUCUUCUAGUUCUGUAAAAUCCCACGAUGAAAAUUUAGACUCUGACGACCCUAAUUUUAACGAAGUUUUUGUCCAUACUUCUCCCUCUUCAUUUGCCCCUCCAAUCGAUUCAUUCUUACGUGUUUCCAACCUUGAUCAAUGUACCAUAUAUAGCACGGAUACAGACCCUAAAGCCUUGAGCGCCCAUCAAAAGAAACAUCUCAAGCCGACCCUAAGAAUCGCUACAGACGCUUGCUGCACUCAGAUUUUAAAGCCAACCUUACUCCAAAGUCUUUUACCAAAUACUGUCGCCGAUGGACGAUACGAAACUUUAUUUGAUACUAUUCAAGAUCAGGGUAUUGUCGAUGGGGAAUUGGUCAAGGCUUUGUGGCGCAAGAGCCAUAUCCCGGACAGGAUACUAGGUCAUUUGUGGGAUCAAUGUGAUCCAAGUCACCAAGGUCUACUAGACAAACAGGCAUUUAUUCAAGGGAUGAGAGCAAUUGACGCCUUUUUAUUACAGCACUCACAAGCUGUAAAUCUAUAGAGUGUUAAGCUAAAUUAUUAAACUUUAUUACACU
This is a messenger RNA of Phycomyces blakesleeanus NRRL 1555(-), 1491 nucleotides long. RefSeq lists its product as hypothetical. The record is from RefSeq and is a predicted model, not a curated record. Gene Ontology annotation, molecular function: protein binding. The transcript has a single exon. NCBI's taxonomy places the organism in Eukaryota, Fungi, Mucoromycota, Mucoromycetes, Mucorales, Phycomycetaceae. Bases 48 to 1457 code for a protein of 469 amino acids.